AUGGCCCAAAAGAAAUACCACGGCCACGCCGAGCGCCCAAACGUCGGCCGGUGCUGCCCGGCGAAAAUAAUCCAUGUACUCUCGGGGCACAUACCAGGGCGUGCCGCCCGUGGAGUUCCCGAGCAGCGAAAAAAGGAGGUCCUCGAUAGCAGAGACCUGGACAAAUGGGGCGAAGCAGAAGACGUCGCGCAGGCGCUCCGCGAUUUCUUUACCGCCGAGGACGACUACCAGGCCUUCUAG
Gaeumannomyces tritici R3-111a-1 is the source of this 240-nucleotide messenger RNA. RefSeq lists its product as hypothetical. Lineage: Eukaryota; Fungi; Ascomycota; Sordariomycetes; Magnaporthales; Magnaporthaceae. The record is from RefSeq and is a predicted model, not a curated record. The transcript has 2 exons. Bases 1 to 240 code for a protein of 79 amino acids.